AUGGCCACAGAUGAGUUUGAAAAGUCCAAUGAACCAUCUUUUCACCAUGAUUCGUCCCAUUUGACCGCAGUUGGUGGUCAUGUGGAAGAAGGCUUUAAGGUGCACCAACCUCCUCAGCCGCCUCAUCGAGGCCGUGGCCGUCCACGUAAAAUUUCCAUCAACGGGGACGUUCGCAAGUCCUCUGAAUCAUCUACCAAACCAGACUCACCAGGAAUUACAGCACGUCCGUUAAACUAUAGUCCGCCAGGUAAGAGCCAGCCGGCAUUCAAAGCUAAAUCUUCUAUCCCCGCACUUAUUCCCGUUUUGGAGUUUGCGCGGCAAUGUAUUUUGGCUGCUCAGUCGUCAAGAUUGAAUCCUUUCGCGCUUCAUCCUGGCGAAUACGAGCUUUUGAGGGAUCACAUUACCCAUUCCCAGGUCACAGUCUACCUCAACAUCCGCAAUGCCAUCCUCCGCUUGUGGACAAGAACCCCCUUGGUCGCCGUCACAAAAGCGGAAGCGGCAGGCUGCGCAAAGGACGCCCGGUAUUUCAACAUGGCACAGAUCGCUUACAAGUGGCUUGUACGAAAUGGAUACAUAAAUUUUGGCUGUGUAGAGCUUCAGAGCACAGCAGGGCCCAUACCUCGAGCCAAGGCCAAGGGCAGGAGACGAACUAUCGUUGUCGUAGGAGCUGGGAUGUCCGGGUUAGGCUGCGCGAGGCAGCUAGAAGGCUUGAUUGCACAGCUUGGGGAACAGUGGUCGAACAACGGAGAGCGUCCGCCGCGGGUGAUUGUACUUGAGGGACGCAGGAGGAUUGGGGGCCGAGUUUAUUCUCAUCCCUUGAAGAACCAAGCCGAAGCCACUUUGCCUUCUGGCCUUCGGAGUACGGCUGAGAUGGGCGCACAAGUAGUCACCGGGUACGAGCACGGCAACCCCUUGAAUGCCAUCAUUCGCGGCCAACUUGCGCUCCACUAUCACGCACUUAAAGACGACACGAUCCUUUACGACCAUGACGGGACGGCGAUUGAACGUGAGGGACAGGACAUGCUAGUCGAAAAGCUCUAUAACGACAUACUAGAGCGCGCCAGUCACUACAGGAACAAGCCGACAAAAUCGAAAACGGUCGAGGGUGAUAGGCGUCUAAUACAACUCGGCCGCGAUCCCACUCACGAAUCUGGAGACCUCAUCUCUUCCCUUGAAGAUGUUGGUGCAUCAAAGCCAGUGGCCAGUGUCAACAAGCAUAGCUCGAGGAGUGCCCAUAAUCCUAAUGCUCUAAUGGGGAUGGAGAAGCUGGCGGGAAGAGCUUACACGCUCGCUGAUGGCACUGGAGCCAACGUUUCGGCUGCCUCGGCAGCCAACAACAUGGGCUGGGAACUCAAGUCCUCUGUACCUCCGUCAUGCAACUUGAACUUGGAUGCCGCAACGGAGGUGCCCUCGCAUCCUACGUUGGGCGCAACCAUGGAUGAGGCUAUCAGACAAUAUCAGGAUAUGAUGCACAUGACUCCAAAGGACAUGCGGCUAUUUAACUGGCAUCACGCGAACAUGGAGUACUCAAAUGCUGCCAACGUGAACCAACUGAGCCUUGGUGGCUGGGACCAGGACAUUGGAAACGAGUUUGAAGGCCAACACAGCCAGAUUAUCGGCGGCUACCAACAGCUCCCUCGCGGCCUAUGGCAGUGUCCCACUAAGCUUGACGUCCGCUUCAACAGCCCAGUCAAGGCUGUUCGCGCAGUAAACGACUACCAGAUCGUUGAAUGUGAGAAUGGUGAUGUGAUUGAGGCUGAUGAGGUCGUGAUGACAGCUCCGCUAGGUGUACUCAAGAAAAAUCAAAUCGCGUUUGACCCUCCCUUGCCGGAAUGGAAGACGGGACCGAUAGAGCGUCUUGGAUUUGGUUUGCUGAACAAGGUGAUACUCGUCUAUGACAGCCCAUUCUGGGAGUCUGAUCGUGACAUGUUCGGUACGCUGAACGAAGCCGAAAUACAUGACAGCAUGGAACAGAAAGACUACGAAUUACGAAGAGGGCGUUUCUGGCUGUUCUGGAACUGUCUGAAGACUAGUGGAAGGCCGACGCUAGUCGCUCUUAUGGCCGGCAAUGCUGCUCACGACACCGAAGUUGCUGACAACAACGAUUUGAUUCACGAAGUCACUGAACGGUUGAAGAAGAUGUUCGCCCCGGCCACCGUUCCAUUGCCCUCGGAAGUGAUUAUCACACGAUGGAAGAAAGAUCCCUUUGCUUGUGGAAGCUACUCGUACAUGGGUCCGCAAGCGCAAGCCGGCGACUACAACGCCAUGGCGAAACCCAUCGGCACACUGCACUUUGCAGGCGAAGCGACCUGCGGCACCCACCCUGCCACAGUACACGGGGCAUACUUAUCCGGGCUGCGAGCGGCCUCCGAGGUCGUUGAGUCAAUGCUCGGCGCAAUCGAAGUGCCGCACCCACUCGUGGCGCCCAAAACCAAGCCGGAAGCAGCAACAGCAGCAGCAACAGCCACGCCCACGGGGACAAAGCGGCCGCGCUCCGAGCCCGGCUCGCCCAACUCGCGCAACGUGCGCCAGAUGCGCAACGAAGACAUCGAAGCCUCGAUCAUCAGCGCGAUCCUGGAGCAGAUCGGCCAACGCCCGCUCAAGCCCGAGCGCACGGGCAACAAUCCCUACUUGUUGUACACGCGCGACCACUGGCACGCGAUCAAAGCCGAGUGCGACGCGCAGCGGCGGGCGGCGACCGGCGACGCGGCGGCCAAGGCGUCCAAGGACUCGAUCCGCGCCGUUAUCGGCGCGAAGUGGCGGGGCGCGGGCGAGGAGGUGCAGCGGCCGUAUGUAGAGGAGGCGGGGCGCGCCAAGGAGGCUAGUAAGGAGGCCAGCAGGACGUGGAAGGCGGGUGUUGAGGCUUGGGAUCGCGAGGCUGCGCGUAUUAGGAGGGAGGUUUUGCGGAGUAGUUGUUUGGGGGAGGAGGACGUCGCGUUUGGGAAGACGGCGAUUGAGAGUGGGGGGAGUAGAAGGGAGAGGAGGGGGGUUUGA
Molecule: messenger RNA, 2994 nt
Organism: Aplosporella prunicola CBS 121167
Lineage: Eukaryota; Fungi; Ascomycota; Dothideomycetes; Botryosphaeriales; Aplosporellaceae
Exons: 2
Coding region: 1-2994 (997 amino acids)
Molecular function (GO): oxidoreductase activity; protein binding
Source: RefSeq, a predicted model, not a curated record